Melanaphis sacchari is the source of this 476-nucleotide messenger RNA. RefSeq names its product homeobox protein TGIF2-like. The record is from RefSeq and is a predicted model, not a curated record. Gene Ontology annotation, biological process: regulation of transcription by RNA polymerase II. Gene Ontology annotation, molecular function: RNA polymerase II cis-regulatory region sequence-specific DNA binding; DNA-binding transcription factor activity, RNA polymerase II-specific. Lineage: Eukaryota; Metazoa; Arthropoda; Insecta; Hemiptera; Aphididae. The transcript is spliced from 3 exons. Bases 33 to 476 code for a protein of 147 amino acids.
UAAAUUUUCAAAUUAAAUUGACAUAAAAAAAUAUGGCUAAAUUCAACAGAAAACUUCAAGUUACAGUAAGACCACAGAAGAGACCAAAUUUACCGAAAGCUGCCGUUAACAUAUUAACUAGAUGGCUAGAAGAAAAUUGCACCAACCCCUAUCCGUCCGAGUCAACGAAGAAAAUUUUGAUGGAAGUUACAAAUCUUACUAAAAAUCAAAUCUACAAUUGGUUCAUAAAUAGUCGUCGUAGAAUUCUUCCAAAUAUUUUAAAGGAAAAGGAUAUAGACAAAAGUCUAAUACUAUUGAAAAUUAAAAAGUUCACGUGUUUUACUCAUCAUAGUUUUGCUCAUCAUUUUGAAAAGAAAACUCAAUGUAAAACCACCAAAAAAUUGCUCGAAUCAGAAACUAUUAUUGACGAAGAUUACAAUUUACAAUUGCUCGCAGAAGUGGCUACCAAAUUGCCACGAAUAACAUGUACAUCAUAA